AUGAGAAGCGUGUCGUUUACAAAAUCUCUUAUUGGAUUAGUCGUCAUCAUCUUCGGUCUUUUAAUCUCGAUACCGGGGACAAAUGCCGACGAUGUGGAGUUCAUCGAGUUGACGUCUUCAACACCGAAAUACCAAUCCACGACGAGCUUAGAUCAAGGAGAAACUUCGUAUUUCAACUUUACGAUUCCUUCCGAAGAUGUGGACGUUAAAAUUCGAUUGCGUGUAUACGACGGCGACGCGGACGUGUACGCGUUAUUCACUUCAAGUAGUAGUGCAGAGGACAAUAUUCCAGCCUCCUCGAAGUUUGAUUUCCGCUCGGAGCACGCGCACAGGGACGACGUGAUCUUUAUCAGUCGAUACGACAUACAAAAGUGGGCGAAUGCUUCGAACGGAGGGAGCGUCGUUGGGAUGUACUUUCGCAUCGCCGUGGAAGGAUGGGCCGCGCACGGGAGCGAAUACGCGUUAGAGUUUGAGACGUUUACGAACGCGAGGAGUUUGAGCGAAGCGCAUAAAACGGCGUUAGGGAACAUUUUUGACGCGUGUUGCUCGGCAAGCGAAAGUUUGUGCGUGGAGUGGAGAGAAGGCAACGAGUACGCUGGGAGUGGGAAAGAGCUGGAUUUGUGUCACUACGACGGGAACGUCUGCGACGAGAAUGGGAAUUUAGAGGAGUUUGACGCGCGAUGGUUGUUUCAGUUUAAUCGCGCGCAGACGGAAGAUAACUGCGAGUUCCCUUCGGAGGCGUUGAAAACGUUGAUGACGCCAUCUAUGCGCAGGUUUCAAAUAAGCGGGUAUUACUAUUCGGGCAGUUAUAGAAAGAUAUUCAAAGAGGUGACGUUGGCGAACGUGUCGGAGGUUUUAGAGGCGAGUAAGAGUGCAAACGUGCUCGAACAUUUCGAGAUUGCGCUAGCGGGGGUCACGGGAACGCUGGACGUAGAUUUCGGAGCGGAUUGCGAUAAACUUCCGUUAAGUUUACACACGAUAAAUGUACAAGGAAACGGUAUAAAUGGAACGAUUCCGAAAUGCGCGUUGGAAAGAAUGCACGUUUUGAUCGUGCAAGAUAACGAAUUAACUGGAGCGUUACCCGAGCUGGACAACCCGGAGAAUUCCAACGUCGCUGUGUUGUACGCCGGCGGAAACGAGUUAGAAGGCGCUUUGCCGGCGUCGUUGGUGAACGGAAACUUUGCAAAAAACUUGACGUAUUUGGAGUUGUCCGAGAAUAAACUCUCCGGCGAGUUACCGGACGAGUGGAACGUGCCGAAACUUCGGGCGUUACACAUGGAGGACAAUUUGUUCACCGGUCAGAUACCCGCGACGUUGGGGACGAAUACCCCAAACUUACAAACUAUACAUCUCAACGAGAAUCAGUUUAGCGGAUCUAUUCCUCAAGGCGUGUGCGACGACGAGGCGAGAGAGGCGAUUUCUGUGGCGAAUAAUCAACUCAACGUAGGCGGUAUUCCCACUUCUGUGUACGAAAACGAUGGGAGUGGGAGAAUUUCCGGGAAGAAUCUCCUUUCCUUGGACGUUUCCAAGAACGCGUUGAGCGAAAACAUUCCGGUUUGGAUUCAACAGGCGCCAAAAUUGAAAUAUUUUUCCCUCCACGACAACGAGUUUACCGGUAAUUUGCCUCAAGUGUCCACAAACUGGCCAAGUUUGAUUCAGUUUUCCGCCAAGAACAACAAGUUUGUGGGUAACAUGCCCGAUAAGUUGGACUUUGGCGCGAUGUUUCGCACGUCGCCGACGCUCGUGAACAAUCAGUAUUACAUCAUUCAUUUUGCGGACGUGAGUAAUAACAUACUCACCGGAACCGCACCUUCAUGGGUAUCGCAGUAUCAAGGGUCUCAAAUCCAGUUCGCGUCAAUUACUGGGAAUAUUUUCGAUUGCGAAAUCCCUUCUGAACUCGCGUAUCUGAACUUAGAUUGUCGCGAAGAGAACGGAAGCGUGCGGUACGCGGUGAACGACGACGGUGUCGCGGGCGCGGACGAGGUUUCGAAAGGACAGAACGUAGAAAAUUCCGUGGGAUGGUUAGGCGAGAAAGAUUCCGCCAGGUUCAUCGUCCUUAUUGGGUUCAUGUGUUUCCUUGGCGUCACGAUAAUGUACUGGAUUUAUAAAGGCAUUAUUAAGCAAUGGUUUAAUCACAUGCGAGACGUGCGAAGAGACCGCGCGUUGGGCGGGAGGUUUUGGGAGCUCGAGGAAGAGUAUCAAGAGUAUAAUCGCGCGAUAUCGGCGAGUCGUCAGAUGGCGGCGGUCAACGAGAGCAAUACAACAACGAGCGGUACUGGAGAUGUGGAACUCGCCGGAGUGCCUUCAGAACUUACGCCGUAUACGCAGUACGUCGUCAACAACGCAGCUGCUGCGGCCCCCGAACCAACCUCGCACGAUAACGAUAACAACAAUAACACAAAUAAUCAUAAUCCAUUUAGUAAUAGCCCGUCGAGAUCUCAAGAUGAUAGUAGCGAAUCUGAAUCUUCUCCAGGUGGCACGCGCAGAUGGGAUCGUCAGCGCAGUUUAUCGGAUCGAGCGAGACGUAAUUUAAUGUUGGCCGAACGCGUCCACGAGCAAUCCUCUUCACCGCCAAGAUCUGUAGAUAGAGCCUUUAGAGGCCAAGACGGCCUCUUCCGUUCUUAA
This is a messenger RNA of Bathycoccus prasinos, 2625 nucleotides long. RefSeq lists its product with no specific name. Lineage: Eukaryota; Viridiplantae; Chlorophyta; Mamiellophyceae; Mamiellales; Bathycoccaceae. The transcript has a single exon. The coding region runs from base 1 to 2625 and encodes 874 amino acids. Gene Ontology annotation, cellular component: plasma membrane. The record is from RefSeq and is a predicted model, not a curated record. Gene Ontology annotation, molecular function: protein binding.